CGGUUACAAUGAUGGUUGUUGGGUAGCGCACCAAACCACAACAGCGAACCAUACUGGCCAUACCGCGUCUGGGCAGCGCCUCGGACGUGAUGCCCGCGACCACGUUCAAGGUGUACCACUAACUUUCAGUCGGCGGCGGCACACGGUGGCUUACGGGUGGGCUCACUGCACGAUAGGGAGACGACGCACUUCAGUGUCGCAAAGUGUCGGAUCGGCCCGUGCGAAGGGAUCGCCGUUGUUCGUAUCGCAAAGACGGGCUGGCACAACCUGUGCUACGAGCAGUCCACACACGGUACGGGCGACCGGUACCAAAGGGCAUUAGUUGAAAAGGCGCUGUUAAACUUCGACCGUCAGUUAUGUAAAACGAUUCUCCACAGGAAACAACGAUCAAUUGACCAAUGUUAGGUUAAAGCAAUUGCAAGUUCUCAGUUUUUAAUGUGUACCUCAAGUGUUACGUUACGGAAGAACGAAGAAGAGACAGUCUCGAAAACAUUCUACAGUGUAAAACAGUGAUCAGUGAUAGAAUCGAUCUUACACCAAGAACUGAUAACGAACAAAUUGCCACCAUGUAUCCUCCGAUACUAGUGUUAGUGUUAGCGUUAGUGUCCAUUUCCCGCCAAACGUCCACUCUCGAACUGCAGGAAGAUGACGGUCGGGAAAGUGACAGUUAUUCUAGUCCCUAUGGAAACCCGGUGAUGGUUGCUGGUCCCACCGGUUCCCUGCUAGCGUACGGUGACAAUGCGGGUGAAUCUGCCACCGUUCCCGCGGAUACCGUAGCAGCCGCAUCCUCGGAAAUGCUACCACCGGGCGGACUGCUGGACAGUGUCUACUAUCAGCAUCACAACAAUCCCGAGCAACAGCAGUAUGGUGGUGCGGGUUCGUUCGGUAGUAGCGAGGAGGACCCUGCCAUCUACCCCGAUAGCUUCAACAGCUCGGAGCUGAACGGGGCAGACGAUCAGUACCUGACUACCGGUAGCUCCGUGCCGGACUACGGGUUGAGUUUAGCUGCGUCGAGCGAACGGAACGAUAGUGUCGAACAGCCGUCCAGUGUAGACAUUGAGGCGCGUGCUAGUGUUCCGCAAGCGUUCGUGAGUGAACAGGAGGAGCAAGCGCGUGAAUCCCCGGAAGAACACCCGCUUCACCGGGCAGUGCAUCAUCAUCCGCGUGAGGAACCAACUCUGAGCAGUAGAGCUCUAGAGCACCAUCAUCUGCACCAAGAUUUGCCCUCGGAAACGACCAACCACCUAUACAACGGUGCCGACACGAGUGGCAGCACCGGAGUCAACGAUAGUGCCGAACACUUUACCUCACCCGACGGAGAGAACAAUGUGGAGGACACGCAGGAAGACGAUGUUCUGCAGCUGGCGACUACUACCACGCUUCCCUCCGGGGUGGCUUCAGUAGGAACGAGCCCUGACCAGGAAGGUACCACCGGUAACGUGGAUCACCCACCGGCCGUGCUGCAUCCUCUGCGACCCACCAAACCGGUCCCAUCGUCACACACCGGCAGCGGCAGCGGGUUCGACGAGAGUAAACUCUCCAAACCGGAGCUGUUGGCGCAGCUGAUCGCGGACAAGAAUCUUCGCAUGCCGAUCGCUUUUCUCGUCGACACGUCGAACGAUUCGCUUGCCUUUACCAAGAAGGUGCUGGAGGCCUCACUAGUGCCGAAAUCGCCGCUCGAUGCGAUCCUAAUGCGCUACAACGCUACCGGCAUAUCGAAAUCUGUUACCUUCCGCAACACGAAGUCCUUGAUGGAGGCGGUCAAUCUGCUGAAACCAAGCUACGAUCAUGGCGGCAGCGAGUACUACAGCAUACUGCGAACCUCCCAAGAGAUACCGUACGAUAGUGCGAUCUUCCUCGCGACCAGCAGAGCCUCUACCGAUGCACAGCUUUCCCGCAUGACCGCUCUCACCUUGCUCAAGAAACGCAUUCGGCUGUACGUUAUCUGGUUCGGGGAGGAGAUUCAGGACAGCAAGCAACAGCUGGACCAGCCCACGACCAACCAAACGGCACUCCACGAGCUAGCCCACAAGACCGGUGGCCGUGUGAUACACUUCGAACUCGAUCGAUACUUUGGCAGCAAUCCAGUGUUGACAACCCUACUAGCCCAGCACGAUCUGCACGGAGCGCAAUCCAUCCCGGUCAGCGUCGGGGAGGAUGUGAACAGUUUGUACUUCAAGCUGCACGGUCACAUCGAUCAGGCCACACUGGAAACGCCAAAUGGAACUGUAAUUGAUUUGAUUCGUGACAAGGACCUACACUACCGGACAUCAGUAAAAUUAGCGGAAUUGGACGACACGAAGGAGAGUUCUUUGCUACUGUACCACCUUAACCAAACACAUCCGGGACACUACAGGCUAAACGUAUCCUCGUCAAGUGUGGUGGGCAACUUGUACAACGUUACGAUCAAGUCUUCACAGCUCUAUUGGCAUGGAAACGACGCGGUUGACAUUGGAUCUGAUUCAGCAGUGGCACCAGAGCUGUGGGACACGGCAGAGGCCGAGGAAUCGCUGAACAAUAAUGUGGAAGGAAAUAUCAACCUCCAGCUUUACUCUGGUGGAAGCUCAAAAUUGCCGCGAACGAGCGGAGGUGAGCAUCGGUUUGCGCGCCAAACUGAGCUUACCGAUGAAGACAGCGGCAUCAUCAGUGGUCGGGCAUCGAUCCAGGCCAUCACCAAGGUAGACGUUGGCGUUAACUCACAGCUGAUCGGAGCCCGCGGCCAGGCACUGCAGCUCUACUUUGAAGUUACCAACUACCGCCAAACUCCCAUCACGUACUUCUUCCGCGUCACGGACGAGCUAUCGUUUCUACGCACACUCAAUCCCGGACAAGUAACACUAAGCCCCGGACAGUCAGUCAUCGUAACGGUCGCGCUAAUUGUGUCGCCAACGGCUGAGAUUGGUUCCCGCGACAAGGUAACGUUCUCCACGACCGGUGUCGAUACGGUGUCACAGUCAGCUUGGGUUACCGUGUCCGAUUCGGCCGGGCUUGCCGAUACCACUCGCCCAUCGCUCUGGUACACGUACUCCAGCCGCUGUGAGGGACGAUCAACACCGGCCACCUGUACCGGUGCGUUCUGGACACUGGAGGUGAUGGCUCGCGAUUAUGAGACAGGCCUCAUGCGCAUCUCCUCCAGCCCGGCCGGCCUGCUGUACAAGACACCGUUCACGGCGGGCACACGGGAUGAGGUGCGGGCUAGCUAUACCGCUUCCUGCUGCCAGCCGCGUGUAACCGUCACCGCGUACGAUGUCAGCCGGAACGUGCGCAGUCUUAAUCUGGACGUAACCGAUAUCUGGCUGAACGAGGCGGGCAUUGCUGCCGUCGUGCUCGGUAUACUGCUGUUUAUCGCGCUGAUCAUACUGCUCAUACUGCUCAUACGGUACUGCAUUCGCAAACGACGGCAGUCGAAAGAGUUACCGAUCUACCGGGGCGAAUCCGUCGGUACGCGGCGUACCAAGUAAUGGUUGGAGAGAGUUGUGAGCGUAGAUUUAAGCGUAGAUGUUUGUUUUGUUAAUGUUCUCCUCGCCUUAGCUCGUAAGAAAGUCGUAUUGAACGGCAGUCAAUUUUAUUUUUUGUAUUGUGAGUAGAAUAGUUACCAAAAACAGUCAACUGGCACGUGCAGAGAGAAUAAAUGUUAAGAUUAACUUGCUCCAGUAGCAGACUUCUUCCUCUUGGUAUAGUGGCAGAAAUUCAAAUCCCACCCGAGCCCCAUUUCGUCGAGCUCCGGACUGACAAACCUUGCUACAACAAAAUUAAAACCAAUCCUGGAAGCCAGAAAUGGCAGGCCCAAUAACCAUCGAACAUUCUAAUAAUUUCAAGGCCUAUAUAUGACAUCGCUGGAGCGCCAAAUACACAUCUUAAUGUAACGUUU
This is a messenger RNA of Anopheles stephensi (Asian malaria mosquito), 3871 nucleotides long. RefSeq lists its product as uncharacterized. The transcript has 9 exons. Bases 567 to 3461 code for a protein of 964 amino acids. Lineage: Eukaryota; Metazoa; Arthropoda; Insecta; Diptera; Culicidae. The record is from RefSeq and is a predicted model, not a curated record.